UCAGCUGUUAUGUUCUCUGUAGACGAUGCUGUGAAUAAGGCUGGAUAUGGAGCAUUCCAGGUGCGACUAACCUGUCUGGCAGGACUCGGAUGGCUGGCUGAUGCCUUCGAAAUCAUCAUCUUGUCUGUGAUUGGAGAUUUUAUUGCAUGCGACUGGCCAUUAUACAGAUGGCAGAACGCCCUGCUGACAUCUGUUGUGUUUGCUGGUAUGAUGAUAGGCAGCCCAGUCUUUGGAUCCGCUGCAGAUAUAUACGGUAGGAAAAAGUCUCUUGCAGCAUCUGUGACUCUUCUGUUUCUGUUUGGGGCCGUGAGUGCGGCUUCUCCGUCUUACACGUGGAUGGCCAUCUUCAGAUGUUGCAUGGGAUUCGCUCUCGGAGGCGUUGCGCAGGGACUGACCUUAUGCUGUGAAUAUUUCCCGACAAAUAUCCGAGGAAAAGCAGGAUUCUACUUGUGUUACUUUUGGUCUGUCGGCACAAUCUGCGUCAUACUCAUGACAUGGGUGAUCAUGGAAUAUUUGAACAACUGGAGAGUUCUCAUAGCCGCUGCUUCCCUACCUGCGUUUAUAGUCAUCAUUUCUCUCAAGUGGUAUCCAGAAAGCGCCAGAUACUAUCUGGUAAGCAACCAGCACGAGGAAGCGAGGAAGAUUUUGGAGAAGAUGGCCACCAUGAAUGGAUCACAGCUACCCUACGGCCGUCUCAUCGAGGUGUCGCAGUGCAGAAAAAGAGGAAGGAUCUCGGACCUGCUCGGCAAAGACUACAGGAGACAAACUCUCCUCUUUUGGUACAUUUGGCUGGCUGUAGCGUUUGCUUAUUAUGGUAUUGCUCUUAUCAGUCCUAUCGUCAUUCAGAAGGGAAGCCUCCUAGCAGAUCAAGGAGCAAAUUCCACGCAUAUUUCAUAUUUUGAUGAUUUAGCACAGCGCGUGCAGUGUACAAAGUUCACUCAACAAAACUAUAUUGAUCUGCUCUGGACUAGUGCUGCAGAAUUUCCAGGCCUUAUUAUCUUUACCUUCCUCGUAGAGCACUGCAACCGCAAAGUACUUCUAGGUACAUCCUGCGGAAUCAGUAGUGUACUUAUCUUCCUUUUGCUGCUGAAUACACAGUACAAAAUCAUCAUCCUGUUGUUUCUGUUUGGAACUCGAGCUAUCAUUGUAGCUGUAUUUCAGCUCAUUUUUGUGAUGACGACGGAGGCCUUUCCUACAUCUCUCCGAGCAAUAGCAAUGGGCUCAGGUAGCUCCUUUUGCAGGUUGGGUGGCAUGGUAAUACCUUAUGUGGCGCAAGUGCUUGUGAUCGAAAAUCCUGUUGGUGCAGUAUCUUUGCUGGGAGGCUGCAUAUUGUUAGCUGCAGUGGCGGCGUAUUUCCUUCCUUUAGAAACAAGAGGAGCAGAAAUGAAGGUAAAUUACCCCCCCCCUUUUUUUUUUUUUGAUACUCUUAUGCCGGGCUGUCGCUGUAAAAUACGCGACGUAGCCGGCUCGAUGAUAUACUUAUCCCAGAAUGGGCAAAUGACGUUGAACUGUCUGGACAGAUUUAUCAGAAACAUGGUGCUGCCGCCACACCAUACUACAGGAUUCAUUCAUUGGAAAAGAGUUUUAGCAAGAUUAACUGAGCAUGAAGUGUCUGGAAUCGACAGAGGUGCAUGA
This is a messenger RNA of Stegodyphus dumicola, 1635 nucleotides long. RefSeq names its product synaptic vesicle 2-related protein-like. Gene Ontology annotation, molecular function: transmembrane transporter activity. Gene Ontology annotation, cellular component: membrane. Gene Ontology annotation, biological process: transmembrane transport. NCBI's taxonomy places the organism in Eukaryota, Metazoa, Arthropoda, Arachnida, Araneae, Eresidae. The record is from RefSeq and is a predicted model, not a curated record.